CACGGGAGGGGGCGGGCCUAAUUUCAAAACCAAGAGCCAAGAUGGCGGAGAGAGGAUCGCUGAGGAAUAGGACUCGGCUCGAUUCGAAGAGAAGCCGGGAAAUGAAUCACAUUGACGGGCCAGAUGAAAAUAAUGUGGAAGACAUCCAGCUUGGUUCAGACUCUGAUGCUGAGGUGAUGGACAAGCCAUGCCCCAUCCAGAUAGUCCUGGCUCAUGAGGAUGACCAUAACUUUGAGCUUGAUGAAAAGGCCCUGGAGCGUGUUUUGAUGCAGGAACACAUACGUGAUUUGAAUGUGGUGGUUGUGUCUGUAGCUGGUGCUUUUCGGAAAGGGAAAUCUUUUUUGCUCGAUUUUAUGCUCCGAUUUAUGUAUAGUCAGAGGGCAUCAAGUUGGAUUGGUGGAAAUUAUGAGCCAUUGAUUGGGUUCACGUGGAGGGGCGGAUGUGAACGAGAGACCACGGGUAUACAGAUCUGGAGUGAAGUGUUUGUUAUUGAAAAGCCUGAUGGAUCCAAGGUUGCGGUUCUUCUCAUGGAUACUCAAGGGGCCUUUGACAGCCAGUCAACAAUCAAAGAUUGUGCAACAGUGUUUGCCUUGAGCACAAUGACUAGCUCUGUCCAGGUAUAUAAUUUGUCGCAGAACGUUCAAGAAGAUGAUCUGCAGCAUUUACAGCUUUUUACAGAGUAUGGACGCCUUGCGAUGGAAGAAAUCUACAAAAAACCCUUUCAGACCCUCAUGUUUUUGAUCAGAGAUUGGAGUUAUCCUUAUGAACAUCAAUAUGGCUUAGAAGGUGGAAACCUCUUUCUAGAAAAGCGAUUGCAGGUGAAACAGAACCAGCAUGAAGAGCUGCAAAAUGUCAGGAAACACAUACACUCUUGCUUUACGAACAUCAGCUGUUUCCUCUUGCCUCAUCCUGGUCUUAAAGUUGCAACCAACCCCUAUUUUGAUGGCAAAUUAAUAGAUAUAGAUGAUGAGUUCAAAAAAGAGCUUCAAAAUCUAGUUCCUUUACUACUUGCUCCUGAGAACUUGGUCGAAAAAGAAAUUAGUGGUAACAAGGUUACUUGUCGAGAUCUCUUAGAAUAUUUUAAGGCAUACAUUAAAAUCUAUCAAGGUGAAGAGCUCCCUCAUCCCAAGUCAAUGCUUCAGGCAACGGCAGAAGCGAAUAACCUGGCUGCUGUUGCUGGAGCCAAAGACACAUAUAGCAAACACAUGGAGCAGGUUUGUGGUGGAGACAAGCCAUACAUCGCUCCUGCAGACCUAGAGAGGAAGCACUUGGAUGCAAAGGAUGUGUGUAUAAAACAGUUUCGCUCUGUAAAGAAGAUGGGUGGAGAGGAGUUUUGUCACCGGUACCAGGAACAACUGGAGGCUGAGCUAGAAGAAUCCUAUGCAAACUUCAUGAAACACAACGAUGGCAAAAACAUCUUCUAUGCUGCUCGCACCCCUGCCACUUUGUUUGCUGUCAUGUUUGCCAUGUACAUUAUCUCAGGACUAACUGGUUUUAUUGGCCUAAACUCUAUAGCAAACAUUUGUAACCUGAUCAUGGGACUAGCACUACUCUCCUUCUGCACCUGGGCUUAUGUCAAGUACUCCGGAGAAUUUCGGGACCUGGGAACCUUAAUAGAUCAGAUCGCUGAAAUUAUAUGGGAGCAGGUGUUGAAGCCACUGAGUGAUAACUUGAUGGAAGAUAACAUAAGACAAUCUGUGACAAACUCAAUCAAAGCAGGUCUUACAGAGCAAAUGACUCAAGCUUCCCGGAUAAAGACAGACUGACAGUCCAUUUCUCCAACUGCAUCCUUUCCUGUCCUAAGCUUGUUUUGUACAAUGACAACUCUAAACAGAAACCAAAGUUUACAGUUAGAUGGAAUAGAAACUGAAUUGAAAUGCUGCCACACAUCUGUUCCCUAUGGAUUAUCUAUGUAGCUUUUUUUUUUUACAUUUUUAGCCGUUAUGGAUGCUGCUUUGCCCUCUAGUGGCAAAAAGCUGUCAGUGCAGCAGUAGUGCUUCUGCACUAUGACAUCAGUUCAUCUUACAACUUCGCUUUGUUCCAAUCAGUUUGUCUCCCCUCGUCUAAGUACAUGUAACCACAAUGUUAAAUUAUGCUCUUCUAAAAGAAUGAAUGUAGUGUUCACUUAUAAAUUUUAAUAUUUAUAUUCCAUAUAGUUAUGCUAUUUAUGAUAUAUUGGGUUAUAAAGCAAUCUCCUGGUAAAUUCACUGCCUUUGGUACAUGUUCCCUUUUCACAUACAGUAUACAUAGAAACCUUUGUAAAAACGAAUGCCUUUUUUUUUUAAAUCCAAGAACCUGCCAUAACAUAGAAGCAUAUCAGGGGAGAUGGGCAGUGGAUUUUGUUCCCCCCUAUCUGUUCAGCCUUCAUGUAUAUACUGUAUGCCAUUAAUUUUAUUGGGGGCGGGGGUAGGGCACAGUCCAUCCAGAAGCAUAGGCUACAGCUUUAGGAGCUCAGAUCACGUGUACAGCAUUUGUUAUUUUCUAUACAAAUCAGAUAGGGCAUGUAUAUGAUAUAUAAAUAAUAUAAAUACCAAUUUUUGUAUCAAGUUUUUGUAGUCCAUGCCAAAUCCCGGUUCUGUGGUAGGCUAAGUGAAGCCCCUGCUUGGGGACUGUUUGUGACUCAUGUAAAUGUGAAUGCAUCAACCAAUCUCAAGUUUUGAUAUAUUUGUGAUAUUUACCUGCCUUGAGCACUGCUGUCUCAGCCCAACGGUCGGAGAGAAAAAAAAAAAAAAGCAUUUUUGUUGUGAAGCCUAUUUGUCCUGUUUAAAAAUUAAAGCGGUUUCCUGUAAUUUAUUUUCAGUAUAAUUAAAAUCUGUUGUAUAUAUGGCA
Rana temporaria (common frog) is the source of this 2829-nucleotide messenger RNA. RefSeq names its product atlastin GTPase 2 (gene ATL2). The transcript is spliced from 13 exons. Lineage: Eukaryota; Metazoa; Chordata; Amphibia; Anura; Ranidae. Bases 42 to 1766 code for a protein of 574 amino acids. Gene Ontology annotation, molecular function: GTPase activity; GTP binding. The record is from RefSeq and is a predicted model, not a curated record. Gene Ontology annotation, biological process: protein homooligomerization; endoplasmic reticulum organization.